UGUAGCCUGCGAAUUUGGACUACGCUAUCAUCGGCAUAAGUCGAUGACGUAGCACACAGUGUCCUAAUUGUGCAAGUUCACACGCUUGUAACCUACGCUCUCGUAUCCUGUACACUUCGACGUGAUGUACACUUCAAUGAGAAUCCUCGGUUAUAGUGGAGGUGUUUGGAUGGAGCCUAAGAUGUAAACAAAAGGGCGGGUAUCGCAGAUGGAGAAUCUUACAACGUAAAAAAUGAAACUUGGCCAGUAGCUUCCUGUCCUGCAGACAUUACCAUCGUCAAACCUUGUGUUGAGGUGUUCGUUUCUAGGCUUUUAGGAAGGUAUUCCAAAAUGAGAUUUAAAGUAGGAUUUUUCUUACGGGGUUUAUUUGUCAUUGUUACGUUUCUCGUAUUAGCGGUGUUGUGGUCUUCAUUAACCAAAUUGAGCGCAGGGAAUCACUUUGGAGAAAGGGUAGAUGCAUUACUGCCCCAAGAAGACCCAGUAUACCAUUUUAAGCCUGUAAUACCCUGGCCACAUGUGGAAGGUAUUGAAGUUGACCUCAACUCAACCAUACUGAAGCAUGCAUGGGGCAACCAUGUACAGACUCCCAAGGUGCAUCCAAAUGAGAAGCAGGCCAUCCAGCAACAGUAUGCAACGUUUCGACCCAACGUCCACUAUUACAAUGCCCCCAUCCUCAAGAAAGGAGUUCUCGGAAACUUUGAACGCAAAGAACCUGAGCCUCUAGGUUUUCCGGGUGGCCUAGGAGAAGGAGCUAAGCCAUUUGUUCUGGGCCCAGAAUACAAAGAAGCCAUCCAUGCAUCCAUCAAAGAGUUUGGCUUCAACAUGGUUGCGAGUGAUAUGAUAUCAUUGGACAGGACCAUUCGAGAUAUACGUCAUGAAGAGUGCAAGUACUGGCAUUAUGAUGAAAGACUCCUGACCUCCAGUGUGGUGAUAGUCUUCCAUAAUGAAGGCUGGUCUACCUUAAUGAGAACCAUCCACAGUGUCAUAAAGAGGACUCCCAGGAAAUACUUAGCUGAAAUUGUCAUGAUAGAUGACUUCAGCAAUAAAGUCCAUUUGAAGGAACGUUUGGAGAUCUACGUCAAGCAGUGGAAUGGUCUGGUGAAACUUUACAGAAAUGAGAAGAGAGAAGGCCUCAUCCAGGCACGAAGUAUUGGAGCAAAGAAGGCAACAAAGGGACAGGUGCUAAUAUACUUGGAUGCUCACUGUGAGGUUGGGAUCAACUGGUAUGCUCCAUUGGUUGCUCCAAUUUCAGAGGACAGGACGGUGUGUACUGUUCCUUUGAUCGACGCUAUCCAUGGGGAGAUGUUCACCAUUGAGCCCCAGGGUGGAGGAGAUGAAGACGGCUUUGCUAGAGGAGCCUGGGAUUGGAGCAUGCUGUGGAAGAGAGUUCCUCUGAACGACAGGGAAAAGAAAAUGAGAAAAACACGGACAGAGCCAUAUAGGUCUCCAGCCAUGGCAGGGGGUCUCUUUGCUAUAGAGCGUGACUACUUCUUUGAACUGGGCCUAUAUGAUCCUGGAUUGCAGAUAUGGGGAGGAGAAAAUUUUGAAAUAUCAUACAAGAUAUGGCAGUGUGGUGGCAAACUGCUCUUUGUCCCGUGCUCUCGUGUUGGGCAUAUAUACAGACUUAAAGGUUGGCAAGGCAAUCCUCCCCCUGCACAUGUUGGUUCCUCACCUACGCUGAAGAAUUAUGUUCGUGUAGUGGAAGUAUGGUGGGAUGAAUACAAGGACUACUUCUACGCCAGUCGUCCUGAAACACUAACCCUUGCCUAUGGAGACAUAAGCAAGCUGAAACAAUUCAGGCAAGAACAUCGUUGCAAGAGCUUCAAAUGGUUCAUGGAGGAAAUAGCUUAUGACAUCCCAUUACACUAUCCCCUGCCUGCAAAAAAUAUUGAAUGGGGAGAGAUUCGUGGCUUUGAGACGGGUUACUGUAUUGACAGUAUGGGACAUACAAAUGGAGGCAAUAUUGAAACUGGACCAUGCCACAGAAUGGGUGGCAAUCAGCUGUUCCGAAUCAAUGAAGCCAACCAGCUGAUGCAGUAUGACCAGUGUCUGACCAGAGGAGGUGAUAAUUCAGCUGUCAUCAUCACACAUUGUGACCAGAACCAGUACACUGAAUGGAGGUAUUUCAAGGAUCUCCAUCGCUUCACUCAUGUACCAACAGUCGACCCGUGGUGCGUGAAAAGACCACUCACACAGUCGGAAAAUUCAUCAACUGCACAAAAAGGCAAUGGUGGGCAAAUGUUUAGAUCGCUCAGACUUGCUCCACAAAGUGUUCAUAUCAAACUGUGACACCAGUAAAACGACUCAAAGGUGGGAAAUAAACAACAUCAUGGCUGUAUAAAGACUGCUCAACUCAUGGACUACACUGAAGGACAUAGAUAAGCACCAAUUAUAGAAUGCAUUCAUGCAUGCUUUGACUGGGAUGUGGUCGUUUAGAUCUGAGCCUUUUGUGUGUCAAAAAAUAGGGCAUCUCCUCCUCACAACCACUAGAAAAAAAGUAAUUCUGGGUGAUUGAUAAAAGUUACAGGUUAAGAAUAUUUACCAGCCUGUUAUGUGCUUGAAAUGCCUUUCCUGUGACUCUAUUUUAUGCUACUGUGUGGCACUGGGUCUCACAUAAAAUGAUUAGUUUUUUUUGUUUUGUUUUUAAUAA
Syngnathus acus (greater pipefish) is the source of this 2650-nucleotide messenger RNA. It is a transcript of the gene galnt7, whose product is annotated as UDP-N-acetyl-alpha-D-galactosamine: polypeptide N-acetylgalactosaminyltransferase 7. Gene Ontology annotation, cellular component: Golgi apparatus. NCBI's taxonomy places the organism in Eukaryota, Metazoa, Chordata, Actinopteri, Syngnathiformes, Syngnathidae. The transcript has 16 exons. Bases 331 to 2289 code for a protein of 652 amino acids. The record is from RefSeq and is a predicted model, not a curated record.